Gopherus evgoodei (Goodes thornscrub tortoise) is the source of this 2240-nucleotide messenger RNA. It is a transcript of the gene GALNTL6, whose product is annotated as polypeptide N-acetylgalactosaminyltransferase like 6. The transcript is spliced from 13 exons. Gene Ontology annotation, cellular component: Golgi apparatus. Bases 366 to 2186 code for a protein of 606 amino acids. The record is from RefSeq and is a predicted model, not a curated record. Lineage: Eukaryota; Metazoa; Chordata; Testudines; Testudinidae.
UAAGGCAUCGGGAACAGGAAGAGCAGCUUUCUGUGCCCAGUAACCCUCGUAUCCCCCCGCCUCCUGGUCUCCUCGCCGGCGAAGCCAGCUCGCAGCUGCUGCUCCCCGGGAAUUCAUCAUGAAGGAGGCGACGAGAAAGAGCCCAGGAAACAACCGCUACUUCGGGCCUUUAGCUCUUUCUUUGUGGCCCGGAACCGUUGGGUUGAGGUUACAAACUCCCCCUGUGAACUGUGAGGAUUGGUGGUGACUCGAGGCUUGUAACAAAAGUUUCUUCUAACCAACUCCUAGUUUGAAGGUGACGCGGAGAGACAGAGGGGAAAGGAAAUUGGCCCUGAGAGCAAGGAAUAGCUCAUCUUCUUCUAUAUAUGCUGCCAUUUGCCAUGAAGAGAAAACAGAAGAGAUUUUUGCAAAUGACGUUGUUGUUCAUGGUGGCUUUAAUUUUCCUGCCUAAUAUUGGUCUGUGGUCUUUGUACAAGGAUAAACACCUGGUGAAAUCCCCAGAGCCAGGAGAGCAGCAGACAUUUCCACUGGGCCUGGGAGAUGGACAGCUCUAUACCUGGACAGAUGGCUUGAAAAGAAAGGACUGGCAUAACUAUGAAAGUAUUCAGAAAGAUGCUAUGCGUACAGGGAAAGGUGAGCAUGGAAAGCCAUAUCCUCUAACGGAGGAUGACCGAGAUGAUUCUGCUUAUAGGGAGAAUGGCUUCAACAUACUUGUUAGUAACAACAUAGCCCUGGAACGAUCACUGCCAGACAUUAGACAUCCAAACUGUAAGCACAAGGUAUACUUGGAAAAGUUGCCAAAUACUAGCAUAAUUAUCCCAUUUCAUAACGAAGGAUGGACUUCACUCUUGAGAACCAUAUACAGCAUUAUCAACCGGACUCCAGACAUCCUUAUAGCUGAAAUCAUUCUUGUGGAUGACUUCAGUGACAGAGAACACUUGAAAGAGAAGUUGGAGGAGUACAUGGCCCGUUUUACCAAAGUGAGGAUUGUGCGCACCAAGAAACGAGAAGGGCUGAUUCGGACCAGAUUGCUAGGAGCCUCGAUGGCUAAAGGAGAAGUCUUGACAUUCCUGGAUUCCCAUUGUGAAGUCAAUGUGAAUUGGCUGCCUCCAUUGCUUAACCAGAUUGCACUAAACCACAAAACCAUUGUGUGUCCCAUGAUCGAUGUCAUUGACCACAAUCACUUUGGCUAUGAAGCACAGGCGGGGGAUGCCAUGCGAGGAGCCUUCGACUGGGAAAUGUACUACAAAAGAAUACCGAUUCCUCCAGAGCUCCAGAGGUCUGAUCCCAGUGACCCCUUUGAGUCUCCUGUUAUGGCUGGAGGUCUGUUUGCUGUUGACCGAGAGUGGUUUUGGGAGCUGGGUGGCUAUGAUCCAGGCUUAGAAAUAUGGGGAGGAGAGCAGUAUGAAAUCUCCUUUAAGGUUUGGAUGUGUGGCGGUGGCAUGUUUGAUGUUCCAUGUUCUAGAGUUGGACACAUUUACAGAAAGUAUGUCCCUUAUAAAGUUCCAUCUGGAACCAGCCUGGCACGAAACCUGAAGCGUGUGGCAGAGACAUGGAUGGAUGAGUUUGCAGAGUAUGUUUACCAGCGGCGGCCCGAGUACAGGCAUCUCUCAACAGGAGAUAUCUCAGCCCAAAAGGAGCUACGAAAGCACCUUAAGUGCAAGGACUUCAAGUGGUUCAUGGCUGCAGUGGCAUGGGAUGUCCCUAAAUAUUAUCCUCCUGUGGAGCCCUCACCUGCUGCCUGGGGGGAGAUUCGAAAUGUGGCAGCCAAUCUCUGUGUGGACAGUAAACAUGGGGCCACAGGGACGGAGCUGAGGCUAGAUGUUUGUGUGAAGGACGGCUCAGAACGGACGUGGUCACAUGAACAGCUCUUUACCUUUGGUUGGAGAGAAGACAUCCGCCCCGGGGAACCUCUUCACACCAGAAAAUUCUGCUUCGAUGCCGUUUCGCACAGUAGCCCUGUCACACUGUAUGACUGUCAUGGCAUGAAGGGUAACCAGCACUGGAGCCAUAGGAAGGACAAAACUAUGUUCCAUCCGGUAAGCAACAGCUGUAUAGAUUGCAACCCAGCUGAGAAGAAGAUUUUCAUGAACAGAUGUGAUCCUUUAUCUGAAACUCAGCAGUGGAUUUUUGAACAUAUUAAUAUGACUGUUUUAGAAAAAUUUAACGGCAAGGCCAGUUCCUAGGGAAAAAUACAGAUUACAUACAGAUUGCAAACUACAUUUUGGCCAGCAUCUGGG